UCGAUUGUUGUUUUUCGCAGCAACAGUGAACGCGUCACGGGCCCCUGAUCCAUUGAUCGAGAGAUCCAGGCGCCGGUGGGACUCCUUACUGUUUCCACGCCUCCUCCUUUCACUCCCAUUGUGGUGAAUCUCCGGCUCUCACACACUUUGCCAGACUUCCAGGAGUUGGAACGACGACUAGAGGAGGGAGCAACGCUGUGAAAGGAAGAAAAGGAAAAAGCAGCAUAAACAUAUCUACUUUUCCGCAUGGAUGUCCCUCGCUCUCCUCGGGGACGUGAAGGAGGCGCGAUGGUUUGCAUUGCUGGGAGGACUUGAGUUUCUUGCCGGGGAGAAAGCACACUCUCACUCUCCGCUGGAAAGUUGUAAAAAGAAGUUCCCUUGAAGUUCUUGUUUGUUUGUUUGUUUGUUCUCCACCGCCUGUUCAGUUCACACGCAGUGUUUCCUCCAGCGCUGUAAAACCUCCUGCCAUCAUGGCGAGGCGGACAGCGGAGGCUCGCACGCCGAGGACUCGCGCUGCUUUCCGGGAUAAACACCUUCCCCUCCGCGGCGGCUCGGUGGCUUUUUCGUGGCGCCUCGCUUUGAUUUGCUCGGCUCUCUCUUGUGGAUACUGCGGAGCCGAGACGGAGUUUUCCAUCCUGGAAGAAGCGCAAGUUUUGGCGGAGCAAAUGAAAAAGCUGUCCUCACAGGAGCUGGGAGUUUUCACGAUGCAGAGGAUUUUCAACUCAUUUGUGUACACGGAGAAGACAUCAAACGGAGAGACAGAAGUUCAGCAGUUGGCCAAGAAGAUUCGGGAAAAGUUUAACCGCUACCUGGAUGUGGUGAACAGAAACAAGCAGGUGGUGGAGGCGUCCUACACGGCCCACCUCACCUCUCCUCUCACAGCAAUACAGGACUGCUGCUCCAUACCUGCAUCCAUGAUGGAGUUUGAUGGAAACUUCAAUACCAACGUGUCCAAGACCAUCUGCUGUGACAGACUUUCCCCCACAGUCAACAGCAGGGCAUUCAACCCGGGACGAGACCUCAACUCAGUGUUGGCGGACAACCUGAAGUCCAACCCAGGGAUAAAGUGGCAGUACUUCAGCUCAGAGGAGGGUAUCUUUACCGUCUUCCCCGCCCACAAGUUCCACUGCAAAGGAAACUAUGAACAUCGUAGCCGGCCUGUGUAUGUCUCUGCAGUACGUCCACAAUCAAAGCACAUUGUGGUGAUGGUCGACCAUGGAGCAUCUAUAACAGAUUCACAGCUUCAGAUCGCCCGUGAUUCUGCUCUUGUUAUCCUUAAUUCGAUCGACGAACACGAUAAGAUCUCCAUCCUGUCUGUGGCAGAGGUGGUCCGCUCCUGCUCUCUGGACCAAUGCUACAAGAGCCUGCUGUCUCCGGCCACUAGCGAGACUAAGAGGAAGAUGAGCACCUUCAUCUCUAACAUCAAGGCCUCGAAUGGAGCCACGCAGCAUGCAGCUGGCUUCCAGAAGGCUUUCCAGCUGCUCCGCAACACCAGCAGCCUCAGCAAGCAGAGCUCCACUACAGAUAUGGUCAUAAUCUACCUUUCAUCUGGCGUUACGUCUCGAGAGUCGUCCGAGCUGGAGAAGAGAGCGACACUCAGCGUGGUCAGAGAGGAGAACCGACACCUCAACAACUCCGUCAUGAUCCUCACUUACGCUCUUAUGAACGAGGGAGUCACAGGCUUGAAAGAGCUGGCCUUCCUCAGAGACCUGGCCGAGCAGAAUUCCGUCAAGUAUGGCGUUGACCGAGCGUUUGAACGGGAGCGCGCCUCGCCCGGAUCGGCCGGAGCCCCAAUGAUGCCGGUGGUAAAGGGCAGCAUGAUGGUGCUGAACCAGCUGAGCAACCUGGAAACAUCAGUGGGACGCUUCUACAUCAACCUGCCCAACCGCAUGAUUGACUUGGUGCGCUUCAGCUUGCCCUACGCCGACCCCAUGGGAGACGGCUUCAUCAUGACUGUGAGCCGGCCCUGUUACUUCGGUAACCUGCUCCUCGGUGUGGUCGGAGUGGAUGUGAACCUGGCUUACAUCCUCGAGGAUGUCACCUACUACCAAGACUCGCUGGCUUCUUAUACAUUUCUCAUCGACAACAAAGGUUACACCCUGAUGCAUCCAUCUUUGACCAGACCAUACCUAAUGGCAGAGCCGCCCCUGCAUACUGAUAUUAUCCACUACGAGAACAUCCCAGGAUUCCCUGUUGUCCGACUCAACAUCCUCAGCCUCCCUUUAGGCAGUCAGAUCAUUGCUGUGCCUGUCAACUCUUCCCUUUCCUGGCACACAAACCGGCUGAGGGACAACAGCAAAGAUGCAUAUAAUGUCAGCUAUGCCUGGAAACUGGUCCAGGACACAUCAUUUAUUCUGUGCAUCGUGUACAUCCAGCCGGAGAUCCCAGUGAAGCAGCUGAAGAACCUGAACACGGCGCCCAGCUCGAAGCUGCUGUACCAUCGCUUAGACCUGCUGGGCCAACCCAGCUCCUGCCUGCACUUCAAGCAGCUCGCCACUGUUGAAUCUCCCACAGUGAUGCUGUCUGCUGGUAGCUUCUCCUCUCCAUAUGAACAUCUCAGUCAGCCAGAGACGAAGCGCAUGGUGGAGCACUACACGGCCUACCUCAGUGAUAACACCAGGCUUAUUGCCAACCCAGGCCUCAAGUCCUCUGUCAGGAACGAGGUUAUGGCAACCAGUCAUGUUACGGAUGAGUGGAUGACACUAAUGGAAAUGAGUAGCCUCAACUGCUACAUUGUGCGGCGUUACAUAGCAACGCCCAGCGGGGUGCUCCGGAUUUACCCAGGAUCGCUGAUGGACAAAGCGUUCGACCCGACCCGCAGACAAUGGUACCAGCAUGCUGUGGCUAACCCAGGCCUCAUCACCUUCACCGGUCCCUACCUGGAUGUUGGCGGCGCAGGAUACGUCGUCACUAUCAGCCACACCAUUCAUGCCUCCAGCUCUCAGAUGGCCCCUGGGUAUGCAGUUGCAGUGAUGGGUAUAGACUUUACUCUUCGCUACUUCUAUAAGGUCCUGCUGGAUCUGCUGCCCAUCUGCAACCAGGAUAAAGGCCAUAAGAUCAGGUGUUUUAUAAUGGAAGACAGAGGAUACCUGGUUGCUCACCCAACCCUCAUUGACCCAAAGGGUCACGCCCCAGCAGAACAACAGCACAUCACUCACAAGGAGCCACUCGUGGCCAAUGACAUCCUGAAUCAUCCAAACUUUGUCAAGAAAAAUCUUUGCAACAGCUUCAGUGACCGAACAGUGCAGCGCUUCUACAAGUUCAACACCAGCAUAGUGGGAGACCUCACCAACCUCGUCCAUGGCAGCCAUUGCUCCAAGUAUCGCCUGACUAGAAUCCCUGGCACCAAUGCAUUUGCCGGCAUUGUCAAUGAGACGUGUGACUCGCUGGCUUUCUGCGCCUGCAGCACGGUGGACCGCCUCUGCCUCAACUGCCACAGGAUGGAGCAGAAUGAGUGUGAGUGUCCAUGUGAGUGCCCUCUGGAUGUCAAUGAGUGCACAGGCAAUCUCACCAAUGCUGAGAACAGGAAUCCCAGCUGUGAGGUGCAUCAAGAACCAGUCAGCCUGAAUGUGAUUGACCCCGGUCUGCACGACACCCUGCCGCAGUGCAUCAACACCCGCUGCAGCCAGAGAUACUCUAGCAGUGACUGUUUCGGUGUGCUGGACUGUGAGUGGUGCAUGGUGGACAGCGACGGUAAGACCCACCUGGACAAGCCGUACUGCGCCCUGCAGAAGGAGUGUUUUGGAGGCAUCGUUGGAGCAAAGAGUCCAUAUGCAGAUAGUCUGGGUCUUAUGGAUGAGGAAGUGGCAUCUUUGAACAUGAUCAAGAGCGCCCCUGUAGGUCCGGUCGCUGGGGGCAUCAUGGGAUGCAUCAUGGUGCUGGUGCUGGCCGUGUACGCCUACAGACAUCAGAUCCACAGACGCUCACACCAGCACAUGUCACCACUUGCUGCACAGGAAAUGUCUGUGAGAAUGUCCAACCUCGACAAUGAAAGAGAUGAGAGAGACGAAGACAGUCAUGAAGACAGAGGAAUCAUCAGUAACACCAGAUUCAUAGCUGCAGUUAUUGAGAGACACACUCACAGUCCUGAACGGCGACGGAGAUACUGGGGCCGAUCAGGGACAGAGAGUGACCACGGCUACAGCACCAUGAGUCCACAGGAGGACAGCGAGAAUCCGCCCGGAAACAACGACCCCCUCUCGGCAGGGGUCGACGUCGGUAACCACGACGACGACAUGGACCUGGACACGCCCCCUCAGACAGCCGCGCUCCUGAGCCACAAAUUCCACCCGUACCGACACGUGCACACCCACCACCACCCGCUACACACACAGACGCAUCACCUGCAGGCUGCUGUGACCGUGCACAGCGUGGACGCAGAGUGCUGAUGCUCCGGCGGACUGAACUCGUUCUUAAUAAAAGACGUAUUUUUGUAAAACAUUUGAGUUUAAUGAGACGAUCCACACUGUGUACUUCAAGGUUCAAAUGAGUGGAGGAAGAUCACCACAGCUGGACCCAGUUCCUCGGAGAUGCUCGGAUUCACACUCUGAAUUAUGAAUGAUGCCACGAUGUGUCGACGUGGCAACGUCUUCUUGCUCUCAUCCCCGCUUUAAUUCAACCUAACCUAAAGCACAUGCAAAAGGCAGACCUGGGCCAGUACAUGUAAGCAGUUGGGAUUUCCAGUUGUUUCCUUUGAAGGAUUCAGAACUCGCAGUUUUAACGAGAACAGGAGACAACUGGAGCCCAAAAACUUUGAGGAGAGACACAAAUCUUUCAAGGUUCGGUCCAGUAUGGAUCUUUCUUGACUAUAAAUGCAGCCCAAAAUAGCAAAGGGCUCUUGCCCAGAGGUUCACACCCGGGGCAGCAUCUCUGAAAAACAGAAAAAUAUAUACAUUUUUUUCUGCCUAAUAGAGCUGCGUCUAGUGGAACUCAUUACUUUUCUCUCAAUGUUCUGGUCUCCAGAGUUUAUCUGGGAGUUGUAGCCUUUCUCCAAAAAAGAGGCUUCUGGUGUCAUCCAACAUGCUGUCUGUCGGGUGAUACCUGAACACUUUCAUGAAUGUUUGUGAAUGUCAACGUAGGGAAGAAAAUUCUUCAAUUCUUCAAAUACAUAAAAAAACACUUUAUGAAUACAAUAUUAUUUUUCUACUAUUUAUUAAAGACGUAGAUCUUCAAGAGCUGACAAAGCAGUGAGGCAGUAAGUCAUUUUGCAAACAGCGCAUCAGAUUCAAGGCUCAUUAUUUUUGCUUUUUUUUUUCGCCCCUGAAAAUAUAAGAGACAGAUACCAUUACAUUUUUUCGAUCUAUUUUUACUACUAUCAUAGGUUAAAUAAAACUGUUUCUUUUUUAUUAUUGCAACAGUAUUUUUAUAUUGUGAUAUUUUUCACACAUUAUUCAUUUUCAGUCUUGUUACAUAUGCCGCUCAUAAGGAGUUGGCUCUUUGGAUUAUAAAGGCUACACAUCCCUGACAGAUGAUGGAAUAAAAUUAGUUUCAAGUCUUUUUUCCACAUGAUGAUCAGAUUUUACAGCAGUAAAGAUAUCAUUGCAUUUAGAUUUUUGGGCCAUUCUCAAGCUUAUGGUGAGAACAAACUCAGAUUCAACUCAAACCAUCCAUAAACACAUUCAAAUUGUGUAAGAAGCUGAAUGUUUUUUUGGGGGGAGCUGGAUUAAGAUAAUGAGCCUUAUUCUGUGUCAUGACAUGUAACACAUAUUUCAGUUUUCCCGAGGUAUGUGUAUUCUUGUUCAGAUGAAGCAUCUUUGAUAGGGAUGGAAAAAGAAAAAAAUGUCAACCUUUGGUAGAUGGAGGAGCAGCAGCUGAAGCCAACACCAGCAUUAAAACAUUCCUGGCUUUAGUCACUGCCGGGGGAGAUUUGUGUCAGGAUGAUAAUUGGGGGAUCCUUUAAGAGUUCCUGGCGUAGGCGGACAUUUUCUGUCCUGAAUAGAAAGCGGGACAGGACAUUGUCUCACUACGACCUUUUUGCCUUUGAGGCCAAGCUGAUGCUGCAUGUGCUGCGUGUGAAGGCUGUGUGCAUCGACGUCGUUCUCAUCAGAAUGGAAGGAGAGGAACGCUGCUGCUGCUGGGCAGAGGUUUACACCCGACCGUCGGCUCCUCUGGUUAACCACUCAAACUGUUUGUUUGUUUUCACAUGUGUUUGUGUGUGUCAGAGAGAAUGACGAUGUGUGAUGAAUGUGUGAUUAUCCACCAGAAACACUUUCCUUGAAAGCAUUAUUUUUUUAAAAUGGUGUUAGAGACUAGUAGGUGAAUUUAUUAUGAAUGAAAAUCCUCUGUUUCUCCCGAGAGGUUGCUUCUUUCCGUGCUUUUGUUUUGAUCAGGUCCUGUCGGUGUGGCAUCGUACGGAUGCCAAGAUGUCUAUGUCUGCAGAGAUUCAUUAUAAGCUGUAAAUACAGAGUCAUGAAUAGUUAUUAAUGUCCUGUACACUCAUUUAAAAAAACAACAAAUGUUGAUAUUCAGAUAUUGAAUAGUCUGUUCAUGGUGUCUGGCUAUAUUUUUGAUGCCUUGGAUGUUUUUCUUUUAUUUUUUUAGGCUUAUUUUUCUUUAGGUCCAUAUUGGAUGGAAGUCAGUACUUGGGAAUUUUAAUACACAGUUUAUGUUUAAGAGAAUUGUAGUUUUUAAAGGUUUAUUAUUGUGUGUCUUUGAAAACUAUGUAAAAUACAAAACAACUCUCCACACACUAAAUUAGAUUCGACAGUUUUUCAUUAACGACCAAACCAAACGUUUCCACCUAACUUUUAAUUUAUUUCUCUUUUUUUCCACUCAAAUCUUUUGAUUCGAGUGGAACAGGCAUACAGGAAAUGGAAGCAUUUUUUUCCCCCUACAAACUGAAAUCGACAUCUUUUUGUUUCAGCAGUAUUUCUAAACAGACUUAAAAAAUACUAUGUGUGUUUAUACAGAACACAGAAUUACAAGUUAUUGACCGAAGGAACAUGUGUACGUCACCCAACCCCGCUCCCAAUGUAUUGUAUACAGUUGACUGAGAUUAAUUGCAAUGUGAAUGUGAUAAAGUGCAUUUUACAGUUAAA
Messenger RNA from Poeciliopsis prolifica (blackstripe livebearer), 7037 nucleotides. It is a transcript of the gene cachd1, whose product is annotated as cache domain containing 1. The coding region runs from base 471 to 4388 and encodes 1305 amino acids. The transcript has 27 exons. Gene Ontology annotation, cellular component: voltage-gated calcium channel complex. Lineage: Eukaryota; Metazoa; Chordata; Actinopteri; Cyprinodontiformes; Poeciliidae. Gene Ontology annotation, molecular function: voltage-gated calcium channel activity. The record is from RefSeq and is a predicted model, not a curated record.